AUGUCUUCUAAAGGAAUAACCAAAAAGAAAGUCAAAUCUUUGAAAAAUUUAGAUUCUACCAAGAAGUUGGCUGAAAAAAUCAAACAACAAGCAUUACAGAAACAACAACAAAAACAACAAAAACAAAAAAAUGAAAAUGAAAACCAAAACCAAAACCAAAACCAAAACCAAAACCACACAGAACCUUCCACCUCCUCUUCCUCUUCCUCUUCCUCUUCAAUCACAACAAUCGACCCUGAUGCAGAAUUAAAAUUUAAAACAUUUAAAGAAUUAAAUUUAGUUCCAGAUUUAUUAGAAUCUAUUGAAUCAAUGAAAUUCACAAAACCAACUCCAAUUCAAUCAGAAGCUAUUCCUCAUGCUUUAGAAGGUAAAGAUAUUAUUGGAUUAGCACAAACUGGAUCGGGUAAAACUGCAGCAUUUGCUAUUCCUAUUUUACAAUCAUUAUGGCAUGCUCAACAACCUUAUUUUGCAUUAGUUUUAGCCCCCACUAGAGAAUUAGCUUUCCAAAUUAAAGAUACAUUUGAUGCCUUGGGGAGUUCAAUGGGAUUAAGAUCAAGUUGUAUUGUUGGUGGUAUGGAUAUGAUGGAUCAAGCAAGAGAUUUAAUGAGGAAGCCUCAUAUUAUCGUGGCCACCCCGGGAAGAAUUAUGGAUCAUUUAGAACAUACAAAAGGAUUUUCAUUGAAAAAUUUGAAAUAUUUAGUUAUGGAUGAAGCUGAUCGUUUAUUAGAUAUGGAUUUUGGUCCAGCAUUAGAUAAAAUUUUAAAAGUAAUACCAAUUAAACGUAUUACUUAUUUAUUUUCUGCUACUAUGACUAAUAAAAUUGAAAAAUUACAACGAGCUUCAUUACAUAAUCCAGUAAAAGUAUCAGUAUCAUCAAAAUAUCAAACUGCUGAUAAUUUAAUUCAAUCAAUGAUGUUAGUUAAUGAUGGUUAUAAAAAUACUAUAUUAAUUCAUUUAUUAAAUGAAUUUAUUGGUAAAUCAAUAAUUGUUUUCACAAGAACUGUAGCUCAUGCUCAAAGAACAGCAUUAUUGGCAAGAAUUUUAGGAUUUAAUGCUGUUCCAUUACAUGGUCAAUUAUCACAAUCACAAAGAUUAGGAUCAUUAAAUAAAUUUAAAUCUAAUCAAGCCAAUAUUUUGGUGGCUACUGAUGUUGCUGCUAGAGGAUUAGAUAUUCCAUCAGUUGAUAUAGUGAUAAAUUAUGAUAUUCCUACUGAUUCAAAAGCUUAUAUUCAUCGUGUAGGAAGAACUGCUCGUGCUGGUAGAUCAGGGAAAUCUAUUUCUUUAAUUACUCAAUAUGAUUUAGAAAUGUAUUUACGUAUUGAAAAUGUUUUAGGGAAAAAAUUACCAAAAGAAGAUAAACCACCAAAAGAAAUAUUAGAUGCAUUACAUGUUCAUGUUGAUAAGGCAACUGCUGAAGCAAUUAGACAAACUAAAGAAAUACAUGAUAAAAGAGGUGGAAGAAGAAGAAAUAGAGAUGAUGCUGAUAGAGAAGAAAGAUAA
Candida dubliniensis CD36 is the source of this 1500-nucleotide messenger RNA. Its product is annotated as RNA-dependent ATPase. The transcript has a single exon. Gene Ontology annotation, molecular function: RNA helicase activity; ATP binding; nucleic acid binding. The record is from RefSeq and is a predicted model, not a curated record. The coding region runs from base 1 to 1500 and encodes 499 amino acids. NCBI's taxonomy places the organism in Eukaryota, Fungi, Ascomycota, Pichiomycetes, Serinales, Debaryomycetaceae.